Molecule: messenger RNA, 1272 nt
Organism: Aspergillus viridinutans
Lineage: Eukaryota; Fungi; Ascomycota; Eurotiomycetes; Eurotiales; Aspergillaceae
Exons: 6
Coding region: 1-1272 (423 amino acids)
Biological process (GO): regulation of mRNA processing; protein phosphorylation; spliceosomal complex assembly
Molecular function (GO): protein kinase activity; ATP binding
Source: RefSeq, a predicted model, not a curated record
AUGACUUCAAUAAAAGCGUCCUUAACAAAUAUUCGGUCCCGGAUAUCGAAGCUCUUUGGGUCACCUUCUCACUUCGCAUCAUUGGAGCGUGUGAACUCAUACCCUGUCGCAGAAGAACCAGACUAUUACAAAGCCGGGGGUUUCCAUCCCAUUUCCCUAGGUGACACCCUCGGUUCUGGUCAAUACACUGUCCUGAGGAAAUUGGGAUAUGGGCAGUAUUCCACAGUUUGGCUUGCUAGGGAUUAUAAACAUCAGAGAUUCGUGGCACUUAAGGUACUGAGGGCGGACUGUUACGGCGGGUCUCAUGAUAUCUUCGAGAGAGAAAUCCUACUGAAAAUCCUGGAGAUCUCUGGGAAAAGCUCUCACGAAGGUCGCAACUAUGUGUCAGGCCUUCUGGACCAUUUCAAACAAAAAGGGCCUAAUGGACAUCAUGUGUGUUUUGCAUUCGACGUACUUGGCCAUCAUCUAGAUUUUCAGGCUGCCAAAUACGAAGAUGGGAAACUGCCCGUCAAGGCGGUGAAAAUAAUUUCACGGCAGCUUCUGCUUGGGCUCGAUUUCCUUCACAGAGAGUGUGGCAUCAUACAUACAGACUUAAAACCAACGAAUAUCCUUCUCGAGCUGGAAAAUCCGAACGAUGCCGUUGCCCAGUACUUGUCGGCAGUUCCCCCGCGGACCGAUCUUCGACGUGGUGUAACAACACCACUCCGGGAGGUUAUCUCGACACCGCUCAUCUCGGAAAUGCAAAAGCCUCAUGCCAGGAUCAUCGACUUUGGCGUGGCGUCUUGGAGGGAAAAACAUCUGUCAGACCUAAUCCAGUCGCCCGCUAUGAGGGCGCCUGAGGUGACUAUCGGCGCUCCUUGGGACAUUGGAGUCGAUAUAUGGAGUCUCGGAUGCCUUAUCUUGGAGUUUGUUCAAGGAAUAAUUCCUUUCUCCGGGGAAGCAUCGAGAAGUGGGUCAUGGACUGCUGAAGACGAUCACCUGGCAAGGAUUAUGGAGGUCCUUGGCCCGUUCCCACUUCAGUUUAUUAAAAGGGGGAAUCGCGCACCGCACUUUUUUGACGAAGAAGGCAAUCUUCGUCGAAUUCCGAACUUAAAACCCACGAGCCUUGAACAUCUGAUAAACAGCACAACAAAACCUUUCCUGAAACCUCGCGAUAUGGCCGAUGCUGAAGUCCCUGUGUUCGUCGAUUUCCUUAGAUCCAUGCUUGCAAUUGAUCCCGAGUCUCGAAAAUCGGCGGCAGAACUACUGCAACACGAAUGGAUUAAUCUGUAG